AUGUCAGUGCCCGAGUAUCUGCAGCAUGUCACCACGGAGGGCGGGGGAGCCCUCAGGUCGGGCAAGAGGAAGCUGCUGCUCGAGGGGUUCGUGCGCGCGUACAAGAAGUCCCCUCAUUACAAGAACAUCCUCCGUGUCACAAGCCACCCCACGCCUCUCCUCCUCCUCUGGAUCUCCGGGCCGGCAUGCCACGUCCUUUCCCGAAUCCGCUGCGCGAUCGCUGACGUGGCACCUGACGCCCCGUCAACAGACGCCAGCGCUCCAGACGCCGCCACGUCAGCGUCAAACGGCGAGAGGAACGGAGAGCAGCAGCAGGGCUCUGCGGCAGCAAGCAGCGGAGCAGCAGAGAACGCGGCGGGGGAAGCAAAAGGAUGGGGAGUGUCAUCUUACCAAGCAGUAGUGGUGACAGAGUCGCGUGUGGUGUUCGAUGAGGAAGGGGGGGGAGGAGGAGCGGCGUCAGGCCAAGGUGAUGGAAACGGAGGGCCGGUGUGUGUGGGGGAUGUGGUGGUGGCGGUGACGGUGGGCGAUCGAGGUGAGAUGGAGUAUGCAAAGUAUGCGGGGGGGGAUGUGCCUGUAGAGGAGAUUAUGGAGAUGCUGGAGGAAGUGCGGGACAGCUCCACGUGGCUGCAUCUGGAGCUGCAGCGACCGCUCCUUAUAGUCACACAGCCGAACACCACAGCGACACAAGAAGAGCCCAGCCAGGAAGCAGUAACCCAAGGCGGCAGCAGCAGUGACGCCAAGGGGGAAGAAGCGGAGCAGCUGAUAGGCGGGCAGCAGCACCAACCAGGCACCCAGCAACAUGGAGGCACAGGCGGGCUGUGCUGCACGAGCAGGAGCGGCGCGUUCAUCCAGCUGCAGGGGAAGGGCGCUGCACAGGCACUUAAAGCCAUGAACCUGUCGGCUGCAGCGGCGGCGUCGCGCGCUGCGGUGAUGGCGGGGCUGUGGGGGGGCGAGAACAAGGAGCUGCUGCGGAAGGAGUUGAUUCUAGACAUGUGGCCCGAGUUCAAGCUGCUGCUGCGGCGCCAGUUGCAAGUCAAUCUGCGCAACUGGAGCUUCAUUGCUGCUCGCCUGCUGCUGGUCACACUGCUGGGCCUCUUUGUUGGCUUCGACUUUUUCCAGCUGCCAGCAGAGCCGCCCUCCUUCGCGCAUCUGAACCUGCGGAGGGGCGUGAUGCAGAUAUCACUCAUCACCAUGACGGUGAACAACGUCAGCUUGCUGCCGGGCUACAUGCUGGAGCGCCAGGUGUACUUCAAGCACCGCAGCGCACGCUUCUUCCGCACGCGCUCCUACGCUCUCGCCCAGCUCAUCGCCAGUUUACCUCUCUCCAUUGUCGAGGUGCGUGGGGCUCAUUUUGAGGAGGCUCAGAAUGUGAGGGGUGGAGUGGAUCUUGAGAUGGAGGCGACCAUCUGGUCAGUGCUGGUGUAUUUCCUCUCGGGCCUGACUCUCUCCGACUACGGAGCGCACUUCUUCAUUUUGCGCCUCUUGGUGCUCUCCCUCGUGGCCAUCCACGGCGCAGCCAUGAUCCGCUUCAUCGCCUUCACCUCCCGCACCCUCCGCUCCGCCGCCUUCGCCGCAGCCAUCUUCAUGGGCCCAGGCAUGUUCCUCUUUGGCCACAUCCUUGUAGCGAAGGCGCUUAUACCGAAUUUCUGGAUCUGGCUAUACUGGAUCAACCCCAUGCAGUGGGCGUCGACCGUCCUUGCAAUCAACGAGCAACGGCAAUACGUCCCCGUGCAGUUCUGCCCGGCUCCUGCGCUCGUCCCGAAAAGCAUGCCGUACUGUGUGGGGCGCGAAGGGUGGCCUAUCGGCCGGGCCUACAUGGAAGUGUACAGCUGGAACUACGAGUGGGGGUAUUUGAUCGCGGGGCCGUUUGUCAUCCUCGCGUGGAUCGCCAUCUGGACGGUGGGGACGUUUCUGAGCAUGCGGCCGCAGCACUACAGCAGAUUCGCUGCGCCUGUGCGGGUGCUCUCAGAGGCCAAGCGCGGGGCCAAGCGGGCUGGCGCGAGGGAGGAGGGGAAGAGGGAGGGGAGUGGGGGAGGAGGAGCAACUGGGGGAGCAGCAGCGAGGGCUCUGGGGGCAGUUACGGCUGUCAUCGAGGGGUCAUGGCAUGGGAGGGGCAGUGGGAAGGAGGGAGCAGCAGCGGGCGGAGGAGAGGGUGGUUCCCAGAAGGAGUGUGCAAGAGCAGAGGAGAAGGGAGGGACGGGAAGCCACGCGAACUACAGAGACGUGGAGUGGGGUCCGGGACCACCAGAGAGCGCCUGGGGGAAGUCGUCGGUGGGCGCUGGUGGGGAGGCGAGGAGGAGGAGUGAGGCCAGCCGGUGCCUGGUGCGGGGGGUGACUGGGUGGGUGAAACCGGGGGAGGUGACAGCUGUGGCGGGCGGCAGGGGCACCGGCAAGACCACUCUGCUCAACUGCCUCGCAGGUCGCAAGAUACCCGGCCAGGUGAAUGGCCGACUGCUGGUGAACGGCAAGCCGAGGGACCUGCCAUCGUUCCUGCGCACCACAGCAUACAUCCAAGGGGCCGACCUCUACUACCCCUCUGCUCACCCUGCGGGAGAGCCUGCUUUCAAGGGCGGCAUUGCGGACAGUCUGGUGCAGGAUAUUCUGGCGGACGGCGUGGGGUCGGCUUAUGUGGAGAAGAGGAUUGUUGUUGCCAUGGAGAUGGCUGGGAACCCGAGCGUCGUGUUCUUUGACAUGCCGUUCCUGCGCAUGGACACCACUGAAGUGGCCAAGUUCUCCGGCAUGCUCAAGAUGCAUGCUCAAGGUGAUGAGAUGCAUGCUCAAGGUGAUGAGAUGCAUGCUCAAGGUGAGAUGAGAUGCAUGCUCAAGAGAUCUGAUGCUGUUCAAUUGUGUCAAUUCAUCACACCAUGUCCACUUGUUCCCCCCCGUCCCAUGCUCUUGUCUCCCUUCCUCCAACAGCACGUGGCAGCGGCAGCGAUGGUGGUGGUGUCGAACGCGGUUACGGCCUUCCAUCUGAACGCCUUCCACUCUCUGCUCAUGAUGGGCAGCGGAGGCGACAUGGGGCGGGGGCAUGGUGUGCUUUUGGCCCGCUGGGAGGAAUGGCAACGUGCUCGUGGCGAGCCGCUGCUCCUGAUGCCGGCGCUGCCGCCGGUGACGGUGAAGUUGCCGAGCCCGUGGCGCAAGCUGAUGGCGGUGCAGUACAGCAUCCAGCUCUUCUACUGGCGCAACACGUCGCACUCCCUCAACCGCAUCAUCCAGUCCUCCAUCCUUGGGCUCCUCAUCGGCUCGCUCUUUUUCCAAUACCCCGUGCACAACCUGCUGCAGUGGUGCAUCUGCUCACUCGUUUCCACUCCCUCCUCUUCCGCCCUGCACACCCCUGCAGUGCAGGCCACCACAGCACAGGCAUUCCCCUUGGCAGUGCUCAUCUGCUCGUUCCCCCUUUGCAGUGCUCAUCUGCUCGUUCCCCCUUUGCAGUGCUCAUCUGCUCGUUCCCCCUUUGCAGUGCUCAUCUGCUCGUUCCCCCUUUGCAGUGCUCAUCUGCUCGUUCCCCCUUUGCAGUGCUCAUCUGCUCGUUCCCCCUUUGCAGUGCUCAUCUGCUCGUUCCCCCUUUGCAGUGCUCAUCUGCUCGUUCCCCCUUUGCAGUGCUCAUCUGCUCGUUCCCCCUUUGCAGUGCUCAUCUGCUCGUUCCCCCUUUGCAGUGCUCAUCUGCUCGUUCCCCCUUUGCAGUGCUCAUCUGCUCGUUCCCCCUUUGCAGUGCUCAUCUGCUCGUUCCCCCUUUGCAGUGCUCAUCUGCUCGUUCCCCCUUUGCAGUGCUCAUCUGCUCGUUCCCCCUUUGCAGUGCUCAUCUGCUCGUUCCCCCUUUGCAGUGCUCAUCUGCAGCGUUCCCCCUUUGCAGUGCUCAUCUGCUCGUUCCCCCUUUGCAGUGCUCAUCUGCUCGUUCCCCCUUUGCAGUGCUCAUCUGCUCGUUCCCCCUUUGCAGUGCUCAUCUGCUCGUUCCCCCUUUGCAGUGCUCAUCUGCUCGUUCCCCCUUUGCAGUGCUCAUCUGCUCGUUCCCCCUUUGCAGUGCUCAUCUGCUCGUUCCCCCUUUGCAGUGCUCAUCUGCUCGUUCCCCCUUUGCAGUGCUCAUCUGCUCGUUCCCCCUUUGCAGUGCUCAUCUGCUCGUUCCCCCUUUGCAGUGCUCAUCUGCUCGUUCCCCCUUUGCAGUGCUCAUCUGCUCGUUCCCCCUUUGCAGUGCUCAUCUGCUCGUUCCCCCUUUGCAGUGCUCAUCUGCUCGUUCCCCCUUUGCAGUGCUCAUCUGCUCGUUCCCCCUUUGCAGUGCUCAUCUGCUCGUUCCCCCUUUGCAGUGCUCAUCUGCUCGUUCCCCCUUUGCAGUGCUCAUCUGCUCGUUCCCCCUUUGCAGUGCUCAUCUGCUCGUUCCCCCUUUGCAGUGCUCAUCUGCUCGUUCCCCCUUUGCAGUGCUCAUCUGCUCGUUCCCCCUUUGCAGUGCUCAUCUGCUCGUUCCCCCUUUGCAGUGCUCAUCUGCUCGUUCCCCCUUUGCAGUGCUCAUCUGCUCGUUCCCCCUUUGCAGUGCUCAUCUGCUCGUUCCCCCUUUGCAGUGCUCAUCUGCUCGUUCCCCCUUUGCAGUGCUCAUCUGCUCGUUCCCCCUUUGCAGUGCUCAUCUGCUCGUUCCCCCUUUGCAGUGCUCAUCUGCUCGUUCCCCCUUUGCAGUGCUCAUCUGCUCGUUCCCCCUUUGCAGUGCUCAUCUGCUCGUUCCCCCUUUGCAGUGCUCAUCUGCUCGUUCCCCCUUUGCAGUGCUCAUCUGCUCGUUCCCCCUUUGCAGUGCUCAUCUGCUCGUUCCCCCUUUGCAGUGCUCAUCUGCUCGUUCCCCCUUUGCAGUGCUCAUCUGCUCGUUCCCCCUUUGCAGUGCUCAUCUGCUCGUUCCCCCUUUGCAGUGCUCAUCUGCUCGUUCCCCCUUUGCAGUGCUCAUCUGCUCGUUCCCCCUUUGCAGUGCUCAUCUGCUCGUUCCCCCUUUGCAGUGCUCAUCUGCUCGUUCCCCCUUUGCAGUGCUCAUCUGCUCGUUCCCCCUUUGCAGUGCUCAUCUGCUCGUUCCCCCUUUGCAGUGCUCAUCUGCUCGUUCCCCCUUUGCAGUGCUCAUCUGCUCGUUCCCCCUUUGCAGUGCUCAUCUGCUCGUUCCCCCUUUGCAGUGCUCAUCUGCUCGUUCCCCCUUUGCAGUGCUCAUCUGCUCGUUCCCCCUUUGCAGUGCUCAUCUGCUCGUUCCCCCUUUGCAGUGCUCAUCUGCUCGUUCCCCCUUUGCAGUGCUCAUCUGCUCGUUCCCCCUUUGCAGUGCUCAUCUGCUCGUUCCCCCUUUGCAGUGCUCAUCUGCUCGUUCCCCCUUUGCAGUGCUCAUCUGCUCGUUCCCCCUUUGCAGUGCUCAUCUGCUCGUUCCCCCUUUGCAGUGCUCAUCUGCUCGUUCCCCCUUUGCAGUGCUCAUCUGCUCGUUCCCCCUUUGCAGUGCUCAUCUGCUCGUUCCCCCUUUGCAGUGCUCAUCUGCUCGUUCCCCCUUUGCAGUGCUCAUCUGCUCGUUCCCCCUUUGCAGUGCUCAUCUGCUCGUUCCCCCUUUGCAGUGCUCAUCUGCUCGUUCCCCCUUUGCAGUGCUCAUCUGCUCGUUCCCCCUUUGCAGUGCUCAUCUGCUCGUUCCCCCUUUGCAGUGCUCAUCUGCUCGUUCCCCCUUUGCAGUGCUCAUCUGCUCGUUCCCCCUUUGCAGUGCUCAUCUGCUCGUUCCCCCUUUGCAGUGCUCAUCUGCUCGUUCCCCCUUUGCAGUGCUCAUCUGCUCGUUCCCCCUUUGCAGUGCUCAUCUGCUCGUUCCCCCUUUGCAGUGCUCAUCUGCUCGUUCCCCCUUUGCAGUGCUCAUCUGCUCGUUCCCCCUUUGCAGUGCUCAUCUGCUCGUUCCCCCUUUGCAGUGCUCAUCUGCUCGUUCCCCCUUUGCAGUGCUCAUCUGCUCGUUCCCCCUUUGCAGUGCUCAUCUGCUCGUUCCCCCUUUGCAGUGCUCAUCUGCUCGUUCCCCCUUUGCAGUGCUCAUCUGCUCGUUCCCCCUUUGCAGUGCUCAUCUGCUCGUUCCCCCUUUGCAGUGCUCAUCUGCUCGUUCCCCCUUUGCAGUGCUCAUCUGCUCGUUCCCCCUUUGCAGUGCUCAUCUGCUCGUUCCCCCUUUGCAGUGCUCAUCUGCUCGUUCCCCCUUUGCAGUGCUCAUCUGCUCGUUCCCCCUUUGCAGUGCUCAUCUGCUCGUUCCCCCUUUGCAGUGCUCAUCUGCUCGUUCCCCCUUUGCAGUGCUCAUCUGCUCGUUCCCCCUUUGCAGUGCUCAUCUGCUCGUUCCCCCUUUGCAGUGCUCAUCUGCUCGUUCCCCCUUUGCAGUGCUCAUCUGCUCGUUCCCCCUUUGCAGUGCUCAUCUGCUCGUUCCCCCUUUGCAGUGCUCAUCUGCUCGUUCCCCCUUUGCAGUGCUCAUCUGCUCGUUCCCCCUUUGCAGUGCUCAUCUGCUCGUUCCCCCUUUGCAGUGCUCAUCUGCUCGUUCCCCCUUUGCAGUGCUCAUCUGCUCGUUCCCCCUUUGCAGUGCUCAUCUGCUCGUUCCCCCUUUGCAGUGCUCAUCUGCUCGUUCCCCCUUUGCAGUGCUCAUCUGCUCGUUCCCCCUUUGCAGUGCUCAUCUGCUCGUUCCCCCUUUGCAGUGCUCAUCUGCUCGUUCCCCCUUUGCAGUGCUCAUCUGCUCGUUCCCCCUUUGCAGUGCUCAUCUGCUCGUUCCCCCUUUGCAGUGCUCAUCUGCUCGUUCCCCCUUUGCAGUGCUCAUCUGCUCGUUCCCCCUUUGCAGUGCUCAUCUGCUCGUUCCCCCUUUGCAGUGCUCAUCUGCUCGUUCCCCCUUUGCAGUGCUCAUCUGCUCGUUCCCCCUUUGCAGUGCUCAUCUGCUCGUUCCCCCUUUGCAGUGCUCAUCUGCUCGUUCCCCCUUUGCAGUGCUCAUCUGCUCGUUCCCCCUUUGCAGUGCUCAUCUGCUCGUUCCCCCUUUGCAGUGCUCAUCUGCUCGUUCCCCCUUUGCAGUGCUCAUCUGCUCGUUCCCCCUUUGCAGUGCUCAUCUGCUCGUUCCCCCUUUGCAGUGCUCAUCUGCUCGUUCCCCCUUUGCAGUGCUCAUCUGCUCGUUCCCCCUUUGCAGUGCUCAUCUGCUCGUUCCCCCUUUGCAGUGCUCAUCUGCUCGUUCCCCCUUUGCAGUGCUCAUCUGCUCGUUCCCCCUUUGCAGUGCUCAUCUGCUCGUUCCCCCUUUGCAGUGCUCAUCUGCUCGUUCCCCCUUUGCAGUGCUCAUCUGCUCGUUCCCCCUUUGCAGUGCUCAUCUGCUCGUUCCCCCUUUGCAGUGCUCAUCUGCUCGUUCCCCCUUUGCAGUGCUCAUCUGCUCGUUCCCCCUUUGCAGUGCUCAUCUGCUCGUUCCCCCUUUGCAGUGCUCAUCUGCUCGUUCCCCCUUUGCAGUGCUCAUCUGCUCGUUCCCCCUUUGCAGUGCUCAUCUGCUCGUUCCCCCUUUGCAGUGCUCAUCUGCUCGUUCCCCCUUUGCAGUGCUCAUCUGCUCGUUCCCCCUUUGCAGUGCUCAUCUGCUCGUUCCCCCUUUGCAGUGCUCAUCUGCUCGUUCCCCCUUUGCAGUGCUCAUCUGCUCGUUCCCCCUUUGCAGUGCUCAUCUGCUCGUUCCCCCUUUGCAGUGCUCAUCUGCUCGUUCCCCCUUUGCAGUGCUCAUCUGCUCGUUCCCCCUUUGCAGUGCUCAUCUGCUCGUUCCCCCUUUGCAGUGCUCAUCUGCUCGUUCCCCCUUUGCAGUGCUCAUCUGCUCGUUCCCCCUUUGCAGUGCUCAUCUGCUCGUUCCCCCUUUGCAGUGCUCAUCUGCUCGUUCCCCCUUUGCAGUGCUCAUCUGCUCGUUCCCCCUUUGCAGUGCUCAUCUGCUCGUUCCCCCUUUGCAGUGCUCAUCUGCUCGUUCCCCCUUUGCAGUGCUCAUCUGCUCGUUCCCCCUUUGCAGUGCUCAUCUGCUCGUUCCCCCUUUGCAGUGCUCAUCUGCUCGUUCCCCCUUUGCAGUGCUCAUCUGCUCGUUCCCCCUUUGCAGUGCUCAUCUGCUCGUUCCCCCUUUGCAGUGCUCAUCUGCUCGUUCCCCCUUUGCAGUGCUCAUCUGCUCGUUCCCCCUUUGCAGUGCUCAUCUGCUCGUUCCCCCUUUGCAGUGCUCAUCUGCUCGUUCCCCCUUUGCAGUGCUCAUCUGCUCGUUCCCCCUUUGCAGUGCUCAUCUGCUCGUUCCCCCUUUGCAGUGCUCAUCUGCUCGUUCCCCCUUUGCAGUGCUCAUCUGCUCGUUCCCCCUUUGCAGUGCUCAUCUGCUCGUUCCCCCUUUGCAGUGCUCAUCUGCUCGUUCCCCCUUUGCAGUGCUCAUCUGCUCGUUCCCCCUUUGCAGUGCUCAUCUGCUCGUUCCCCCUUUGCAGUGCUCAUCUGCUCGUUCCCCCUUUGCAGUGCUCAUCUGCUCGUUCCCCCUUUGCAGUGCUCAUCUGCUCGUUCCCCCUUUGCAGUGCUCAUCUGCUCGUUCCCCCUUUGCAGUGCUCAUCUGCUCGUUCCCCCUUUGCAGUGCUCAUCUGCUCGUUCCCCCUUUGCAGUGCUCAUCUGCUCGUUCCCCCUUUGCAGUGCUCAUCUGCUCGUUCCCCCUUUGCAGUGCUCAUCUGCUCGUUCCCCCUUUGCAGUGCUCAUCUGCUCGUUCCCCCUUUGCAGUGCUCAUCUGCUCGUUCCCCCUUUGCAGUGCUCAUCUGCUCGUUCCCCCUUUGCAGUGCUCAUCUGCUCGUUCCCCCUUUGCAGUGCUCAUCUGCUCGUUCCCCCUUUGCAGUGCUCAUCUGCUCGUUCCCCCUUUGCAGUGCUCAUCUGCUCGUUCCCCCUUUGCAGUGCUCAUCUGCUCGUUCCCCCUUUGCAGUGCUCAUCUGCUCGUUCCCCCUUUGCAGUGCUCAUCUGCUCGUUCCCCCUUUGCAGUGCUCAUCUGCUCGUUCCCCCUUUGCAGUGCUCAUCUGCUCGUUCCCCCUUUGCAGUGCUCAUCUGCUCGUUCCCCCUUUGCAGUGCUCAUCUGCUCGUUCCCCCUUUGCAGUGCUCAUCUGCUCGUUCCCCCUUUGCAGUGCUCAUCUGCUCGUUCCCCCUUUGCAGUGCUCAUCUGCUCGUUCCCCCUUUGCAGUGCUCAUCUGCUCGUUCCCCCUUUGCAGUGCUCAUCUGCUCGUUCCCCCUUUGCAGUGCUCAUCUGCUCGUUCCCCCUUUGCAGUGCUCAUCUGCUCGUUCCCCCUUUGCAGUGCUCAUCUGCUCGUUCCCCCUUUGCAGUGCUCAUCUGCUCGUUCCCCCUUUGCAGUGCUCAUCUGCUCGUUCCCCCUUUGCAGUGCUCAUCUGCUCGUUCCCCCUUUGCAGUGCUCAUCUGCUCGUUCCCCCUUUGCAGUGCUCAUCUGCUCGUUCCCCCUUUGCAGUGCUCAUCUGCUCGUUCCCCCUUUGCAGUGCUCAUCUGCUCGUUCCCCCUUUGCAGUGCUCAUCUGCUCGUUCCCCCUUUGCAGUGCUCAUCUGCUCGUUCCCCCUUUGCAGUGCUCAUCUGCUCGUUCCCCCUUUGCAGUGCUCAUCUGCUCGUUCCCCCUUUGCAGUGCUCAUCUGCUCGUUCCCCCUUUGCAGUGCUCAUCUGCUCGUUCCCCCUUUGCAGUGCUCAUCUGCUCGUUCCCCCUUUGCAGUGCUCAUCUGCUCGUUCCCCCUUUGCAGUGCUCAUCUGCUCGUUCCCCCUUUGCAGUGCUCAUCUGCUCGUUCCCCCUUUGCAGUGCUCAUCUGCUCGUUCCCCCUUUGCAGUGCUCAUCUGCUCGUUCCCCCUUUGCAGUGCUCAUCUGCUCGUUCCCCCUUUGCAGUGCUCAUCUGCUCGUUCCCCCUUUGCAGUGCUCAUCUGCUCGUUCCCCCUUUGCAGUGCUCAUCUGCUCGUUCCCCCUUUGCAGUGCUCAUCUGCUCGUUCCCCCUUUGCAGUGCUCAUCUGCUCGUUCCCCCUUUGCAGUGCUCAUCUGCUCGUUCCCCCUUUGCAGUGCUCAUCUGCUCGUUCCCCCUUUGCAGUGCUCAUCUGCUCGUUCCCCCUUUGCAGUGCUCAUCUGCUCGUUCCCCCUUUGCAGUGCUCAUCUGCUCGUUCCCCCUUUGCAGUGCUCAUCUGCUCGUUCCCCCUUUGCAGUGCUCAUCUGCUCGUUCCCCCUUUGCAGUGCUCAUCUGCUCGUUCCCCCUUUGCAGUGCUCAUCUGCUCGUUCCCCCUUUGCAGUGCUCAUCUGCUCGUUCCCCCUUUGCAGUGCUCAUCUGCUCGUUCCCCCUUUGCAGUGCUCAUCUGCUCGUUCCCCCUUUGCAGUGCUCAUCUGCUCGUUCCCCCUUUGCAGUGCUCAUCUGCUCGUUCCCCCUUUGCAGUGCUCAUCUGCUCGUUCCCCCUUUGCAGUGCUCAUCUGCUCGUUCCCCCUUUGCAGUGCUCAUCUGCUCGUUCCCCCUUUGCAGUGCUCAUCUGCUCGUUCCCCCUUUGCAGUGCUCAUCUGCUCGUUCCCCCUUUGCAGUGCUCAUCUGCUCGUUCCCCCUUUGCAGUGCUCAUCUGCUCGUUCCCCCUUUGCAGUGCUCAUCUGCUCGUUCCCCCUUUGCAGUGCUCAUCUGCUCGUUCCCCCUUUGCAGUGCUCAUCUGCUCGUUCCCCCUUUGCAGUGCUCAUCUGCUCGUUCCCCCUUUGCAGUGCUCAUCUGCUCGUUCCCCCUUUGCAGUGCUCAUCUGCUCGUUCCCCCUUUGCAGUGCUCAUCUGCUCGUUCCCCCUUUGCAGUGCUCAUCUGCUCGUUCCCCCUUUGCAGUGCUCAUCUGCUCGUUCCCCCUUUGCAGUGCUCAUCUGCUCGUUCCCCCUUUGCAGUGCUCAUCUGCUCGUUCCCCCUUUGCAGUGCUCAUCUGCUCGUUCCCCCUUUGCAGUGCUCAUCUGCUCGUUCCCCCUUUGCAGUGCUCAUCUGCUCGUUCCCCCUUUGCAGUGCUCAUCUGCUCGUUCCCCCUUUGCAGUGCUCAUCUGCUCGUUCCCCCUUUGCAGUGCUCAUCUGCUCGUUCCCCCUUUGCAGUGCUCAUCUGCUCGUUCCCCCUUUGCAGUGCUCAUCUGCUCGUUCCCCCUUUGCAGUGCUCAUCUGCUCGUUCCCCCUUUGCAGUGCUCAUCUGCUCGUUCCCCCUUUGCAGUGCUCAUCUGCUCGUUCCCCCUUUGCAGUGCUCAUCUGCUCGUUCCCCCUUUGCAGUGCUCAUCUGCUCGUUCCCCCUUUGCAGUGCUCAUCUGCUCGUUCCCCCUUUGCAGUGCUCAUCUGCUCGUUCCCCCUUUGCAGUGCUCAUCUGCUCGUUCCCCCUUUGCAGUGCUCAUCUGCUCGUUCCCCCUUUGCAGUGCUCAUCUGCUCGUUCCCCCUUUGCAGUGCUCAUCUGCUCGUUCCCCCUUUGCAGUGCUCAUCUGCUCGUUCCCCCUUUGCAGUGCUCAUCUGCUCGUUCCCCCUUUGCAGUGCUCAUCUGCUCGUUCCCCCUUUGCAGUGCUCAUCUGCUCGUUCCCCCUUUGCAGUGCUCAUCUGCUCGUUCCCCCUUUGCAGUGCUCAUCUGCUCGUUCCCCCUUUGCAGUGCUCAUCUGCUCGUUCCCCCUUUGCAGUGCUCAUCUGCUCGUUCCCCCUUUGCAGUGCUCAUCUGCUCGUUCCCCCUUUGCAGUGCUCAUCUGCUCGUUCCCCCUUUGCAGUGCUCAUCUGCUCGUUCCCCCUUUGCAGUGCUCAUCUGCUCGUUCCCCCUUUGCAGUGCUCAUCUGCUCGUUCCCCCUUUGCAGUGCUCAUCUGCUCGUUCCCCCUUUGCAGUGCUCAUCUGCUCGUUCCCCCUUUGCAGUGCUCAUCUGCUCGUUCCCCCUUUGCAGUGCUCAUCUGCUCGUUCCCCCUUUGCAGUGCUCAUCUGCUCGUUCCCCCUUUGCAGUGCUCAUCUGCUCGUUCCCCCUUUGCAGUGCUCAUCUGCUCGUUCCCCCUUUGCAGUGCUCAUCUGCUCGUUCCCCCUUUGCAGUGCUCAUCUGCUCGUUCCCCCUUUGCAGUGCUCAUCUGCUCGUUCCCCCUUUGCAGUGCUCAUCUGCUCGUUCCCCCUUUGCAGUGCUCAUCUGCUCGUUCCCCCUUUGCAGUGCUCAUCUGCUCGUUCCCCCUUUGCAGUGCUCAUCUGCUCGUUCCCCCUUUGCAGUGCUCAUCUGCUCGUUCCCCCUUUGCAGUGCUCAUCUGCUCGUUCCCCCUUUGCAGUGCUCAUCUGCUCGUUCCCCCUUUGCAGUGCUCAUCUGCUCGUUCCCCCUUUGCAGUGCUCAUCUGCUCGUUCCCCCUUUGCAGUGCUCAUCUGCUCGUUCCCCCUUUGCAGUGCUCAUCUGCUCGUUCCCCCUUUGCAGUGCUCAUCUGCUCGUUCCCCCUUUGCAGUGCUCAUCUGCUCGUUCCCCCUUUGCAGUGCUCAUCUGCUCGUUCCCCCUUUGCAGUGCUCAUCUGCUCGUUCCCCCUUUGCAGUGCUCAUCUGCUCGUUCCCCCUUUGCAGUGCUCAUCUGCUCGUUCCCCCUUUGCAGUGCUCAUCUGCUCGUUCCCCCUUUGCAGUGCUCAUCUGCUCGUUCCCCCUUUGCAGUGCUCAUCUGCUCGUUCCCCCUUUGCAGUGCUCAUCUGCUCGUUCCCCCUUUGCAGUGCUCAUCUGCUCGUUCCCCCUUUGCAGUGCUCAUCUGCUCGUUCCCCCUUUGCAGUGCUCAUCUGCUCGUUCCCCCUUUGCAGUGCUCAUCUGCUCGUUCCCCCUUUGCAGUGCUCAUCUGCUCGUUCCCCCUUUGCAGUGCUCAUCUGCUCGUUCCCCCUUUGCAGUGCUCAUCUGCUCGUUCCCCCUUUGCAGUGCUCAUCUGCUCGUUCCCCCUUUGCAGUGCUCAUCUGCUCGUUCCCCCUUUGCAGUGCUCAUCUGCUCGUUCCCCCUUUGCAGUGCUCAUCUGCUCGUUCCCCCUUUGCAGUGCUCAUCUGCUCGUUCCCCCUUUGCAGUGCUCAUCUGCUCGUUCCCCCUUUGCAGUGCUCAUCUGCUCGUUCCCCCUUUGCAGUGCUCAUCUGCUCGUUCCCCCUUUGCAGUGCUCAUCUGCUCGUUCCCCCUUUGCAGUGCUCAUCUGCUCGUUCCCCCUUUGCAGUGCUCAUCUGCUCGUUCCCCCUUUGCAGUGCUCAUCUGCUCGUUCCCCCUUUGCAGUGCUCAUCUGCUCGUUCCCCCUUUGCAGUGCUCAUCUGCUCGUUCCCCCUUUGCAGUGCUCAUCUGCUCGUUCCCCCUUUGCAGUGCUCAUCUGCUCGUUCCCCCUUUGCAGUGCUCAUCUGCUCGUUCCCCCUUUGCAGUGCUCAUCUGCUCGUUCCCCCUUUGCAGUGCUCAUCUGCUCGUUCCCCCUUUGCAGUGCUCAUCUGCUCGUUCCCCCUUUGCAGUGCUCAUCUGCUCGUUCCCCCUUUGCAGUGCUCAUCUGCUCGUUCCCCCUUUGCAGUGCUCAUCUGCUCGUUCCCCCUUUGCAGUGCUCAUCUGCUCGUUCCCCCUUUGCAGUGCUCAUCUGCUCGUUCCCCCUUUGCAGUGCUCAUCUGCUCGUUCCCCCUUUGCAGUGCUCAUCUGCUCGUUCCCCCUUUGCAGUGCUCAUCUGCUCGUUCCCCCUUUGCAGUGCUCAUCUGCUCGUUCCCCCUUUGCAGUGCUCAUCUGCUCGUUCCCCCUUUGCAGUGCUCAUCUGCUCGUUCCCCCUUUGCAGUGCUCAUCUGCUCGUUCCCCCUUUGCAGUGCUCAUCUGCUCGUUCCCCCUUUGCAGUGCUCAUCUGCUCGUUCCCCCUUUGCAGUGCUCAUCUGCUCGUUCCCCCUUUGCAGUGCUCAUCUGCUCGUUCCCCCUUUGCAGUGCUCAUCUGCUCGUUCCCCCUUUGCAGUGCUCAUCUGCUCGUUCCCCCUUUGCAGUGCUCAUCUGCUCGUUCCCCCUUUGCAGUGCUCAUCUGCUCGUUCCCCCUUUGCAGUGCUCAUCUGCUCGUUCCCCCUUUGCAGUGCUCAUCUGCUCGUUCCCCCUUUGCAGUGCUCAUCUGCUCGUUCCCCCUUUGCAGUGCUCAUCUGCUCGUUCCCCCUUUGCAGUGCUCAUCUGCUCGUUCCCCCUUUGCAGUGCUCAUCUGCUCGUUCCCCCUUUGCAGUGCUCAUCUGCUCGUUCCCCCUUUGCAGUGCUCAUCUGCUCGUUCCCCCUUUGCAGUGCUCAUCUGCUCGUUCCCCCUUUGCAGUGCUCAUCUGCUCGUUCCCCCUUUGCAGUGCUCAUCUGCUCGUUCCCCCUUUGCAGUGCUCAUCUGCUCGUUCCCCCUUUGCAGUGCUCAUCUGCUCGUUCCCCCUUUGCAGUGCUCAUCUGCUCGUUCCCCCUUUGCAGUGCUCAUCUGCUCGUUCCCCCUUUGCAGUGCUCAUCUGCUCGUUCCCCCUUUGCAGUGCUCAUCUGCUCGUUCCCCCUUUGCAGUGCUCAUCUGCUCGUUCCCCCUUUGCAGUGCUCAUCUGCUCGUUCCCCCUUUGCAGUGCUCAUCUGCUCGUUCCCCCUUUGCAGUGCUCAUCUGCUCGUUCCCCCUUUGCAGUGCUCAUCUGCUCGUUCCCCCUUUGCAGUGCUCAUCUGCUCGUUCCCCCUUUGCAGUGCUCAUCUGCUCGUUCCCCCUUUGCAGUGCUCAUCUGCUCGUUCCCCCUUUGCAGUGCUCAUCUGCUCGUUCCCCCUUUGCAGUGCUCAUCUGCUCGUUCCCCCUUUGCAGUGCUCAUCUGCUCGUUCCCCCUUUGCAGUGCUCAUCUGCUCGUUCCCCCUUUGCAGUGCUCAUCUGCUCGUUCCCCCUUUGCAGUGCUCAUCUGCUCGUUCCCCCUUUGCAGUGCUCAUCUGCUCGUUCCCCCUUUGCAGUGCUCAUCUGCUCGUUCCCCCUUUGCAGUGCUCAUCUGCUCGUUCCCCCUUUGCAGUGCUCAUCUGCUCGUUCCCCCUUUGCAGUGCUCAUCUGCUCGUUCCCCCUUUGCAGUGCUCAUCUGCUCGUUCCCCCUUUGCAGUGCUCAUCUGCUCGUUCCCCCUUUGCAGUGCUCAUCUGCUCGUUCCCCCUUUGCAGUGCUCAUCUGCUCGUUCCCCCUUUGCAGUGCUCAUCUGCUCGUUCCCCCUUUGCAGUGCUCAUCUGCUCGUUCCCCCUUUGCAGUGCUCAUCUGCUCGUUCCCCCUUUGCAGUGCUCAUCUGCUCGUUCCCCCUUUGCAGUGCUCAUCUGCUCGUUCCCCCUUUGCAGUGCUCAUCUGCUCGUUCCCCCUUUGCAGUGCUCAUCUGCUCGUUCCCCCUUUGCAGUGCUCAUCUGCUCGUUCCCCCUUUGCAGUGCUCAUCUGCUCGUUCCCCCUUUGCAGUGCUCAUCUGCUCGUUCCCCCUUUGCAGUGCUCAUCUGCUCGUUCCCCCUUUGCAGUGCUCAUCUGCUCGUUCCCCCUUUGCAGUGCUCAUCUGCUCGUUCCCCCUUUGCAGUGCUCAUCUGCUCGUUCCCCCUUUGCAGUGCUCAUCUGCUCGUUCCCCCUUUGCAGUGCUCAUCUGCUCGUUCCCCCUUUGCAGUGCUCAUCUGCUCGUUCCCCCUUUGCAGUGCUCAUCUGCUCGUUCCCCCUUUGCAGUGCUCAUCUGCUCGUUCCCCCUUUGCAGUGCUCAUCUGCUCGUUCCCCCUUUGCAGUGCUCAUCUGCUCGUUCCCCCUUUGCAGUGCUCAUCUGCUCGUUCCCCCUUUGCAGUGCUCAUCUGCUCGUUCCCCCUUUGCAGUGCUCAUCUGCUCGUUCCCCCUUUGCAGUGCUCAUCUGCUCGUUCCCCCUUUGCAGUGCUCAUCUGCUCGUUCCCCCUUUGCAGUGCUCAUCUGCUCGUUCCCCCUUUGCAGUGCUCAUCUGCUCGUUCCCCCUUUGCAGUGCUCAUCUGCUCGUUCCCCCUUUGCAGUGCUCAUCUGCUCGUUCCCCCUUUGCAGUGCUCAUCUGCUCGUUCCCCCUUUGCAGUGCUCAUCUGCUCGUUCCCCCUUUGCAGUGCUCAUCUGCUCGUUCCCCCUUUGCAGUGCUCAUCUGCUCGUUCCCCCUUUGCAGUGCUCAUCUGCUCGUUCCCCCUUUGCAGUGCUCAUCUGCUCGUUCCCCCUUUGCAGUGCUCAUCUGCUCGUUCCCCCUUUGCAGUGCUCAUCUGCUCGUUCCCCCUUUGCAGUGCUCAUCUGCUCGUUCCCCCUUUGCAGUGCUCAUCUGCUCGUUCCCCCUUUGCAGUGCUCAUCUGCUCGUUCCCCCUUUGCAGUGCUCAUCUGCUCGUUCCCCCUUUGCAGUGCUCAUCUGCUCGUUCCCCCUUUGCAGUGCUCAUCUGCUCGUUCCCCCUUUGCAGUGCUCAUCUGCUCGUUCCCCCUUUGCAGUGCUCAUCUGCUCGUUCCCCCUUUGCAGUGCUCAUCUGCUCGUUCCCCCUUUGCAGUGCUCAUCUGCUCGUUCCCCCUUUGCAGUGCUCAUCUGCUCGUUCCCCCUUUGCAGUGCUCAUCUGCUCGUUCCCCCUUUGCAGUGCUCAUCUGCUCGUUCCCCCUUUGCAGUGCUCAUCUGCUCGUUCCCCCUUUGCAGUGCUCAUCUGCUCGUUCCCCCUUUGCAGUGCUCAUCUGCUCGUUCCCCCUUUGCAGUGCUCAUCUGCUCGUUCCCCCUUUGCAGUGCUCAUCUGCUCGUUCCCCCUUUGCAGUGCUCAUCUGCUCGUUCCCCCUUUGCAGUGCUCAUCUGCUCGUUCCCCCUUUGCAGUGCUCAUCUGCUCGUUCCCCCUUUGCAGUGCUCAUCUGCUCGUUCCCCCUUUGCAGUGCUCAUCUGCUCGUUCCCCCUUUGCAGUGCUCAUCUGCUCGUUCCCCCUUUGCAGUGCUCAUCUGCUCGUUCCCCCUUUGCAGUGCUCAUCUGCUCGUUCCCCCUUUGCAGUGCUCAUCUGCUCGUUCCCCCUUUGCAGUGCUCAUCUGCUCGUUCCCCCUUUGCAGUGCUCAUCUGCUCGUUCCCCCUUUGCAGUGCUCAUCUGCUCGUUCCCCCUUUGCAGUGCUCAUCUGCUCGUUCCCCCUUUGCAGUGCUCAUCUGCUCGUUCCCCCUUUGCAGUGCUCAUCUGCUCGUUCCCCCUUUGCAGUGCUCAUCUGCUCGUUCCCCCUUUGCAGUGCUCAUCUGCUCGUUCCCCCUUUGCAGUGCUCAUCUGCUCGUUCCCCCUUUGCAGUGCUCAUCUGCUCGUUCCCCCUUUGCAGUGCUCAUCUGCUCGUUCCCCCUUUGCAGUGCUCAUCUGCUCGUUCCCCCUUUGCAGUGCUCAUCUGCUCGUUCCCCCUUUGCAGUGCUCAUCUGCUCGUUCCCCCUUUGCAGUGCUCAUCUGCUCGUUCCCCCUUUGCAGUGCUCAUCUGCUCGUUCCCCCUUUGCAGUGCUCAUCUGCUCGUUCCCCCUUUGCAGUGCUCAUCUGCUCGUUCCCCCUUUGCAGUGCUCAUCUGCUCGUUCCCCCUUUGCAGUGCUCAUCUGCUCGUUCCCCCUUUGCAGUGCUCAUCUGCUCGUUCCCCCUUUGCAGUGCUCAUCUGCUCGUUCCCCCUUUGCAGUGCUCAUCUGCUCGUUCCCCCUUUGCAGUGCUCAUCUGCUCGUUCCCCCUUUGCAGUGCUCAUCUGCUCGUUCCCCCUUUGCAGUGCUCAUCUGCUCGUUCCCCCUUUGCAGUGCUCAUCUGCUCGUUCCCCCUUUGCAGUGCUCAUCUGCUCGUUCCCCCUUUGCAGUGCUCAUCUGCUCGUUCCCCCUUUGCAGUGCUCAUCUGCUCGUUCCCCCUUUGCAGUGCUCAUCUGCUCGUUCCCCCUUUGCAGUGCUCAUCUGCUCGUUCCCCCUUUGCAGUGCUCAUCUGCUCGUUCCCCCUUUGCAGUGCUCAUCUGCUCGUUCCCCCUUUGCAGUGCUCAUCUGCUCGUUCCCCCUUUGCAGUGCUCAUCUGCUCGUUCCCCCUUUGCAGUGCUCAUCUGCUCGUUCCCCCUUUGCAGUGCUCAUCUGCUCGUUCCCCCUUUGCAGUGCUCAUCUGCUCGUUCCCCCUUUGCAGUGCUCAUCUGCUCGUUCCCCCUUUGCAGUGCUCAUCUGCUCGUUCCCCCUUUGCAGUGCUCAUCUGCUCGUUCCCCCUUUGCAGUGCUCAUCUGCUCGUUCCCCCUUUGCAGUGCUCAUCUGCUCGUUCCCCCUUUGCAGUGCUCAUCUGCUCGUUCCCCCUUUGCAGUGCUCAUCUGCUCGUUCCCCCUUUGCAGUGCUCAUCUGCUCGUUCCCCCUUUGCAGUGCUCAUCUGCUCUGCUCAUCUGCUCGUUCCCCCUUUGCAGUGCUCAUCUGCUCGUUCCCCCUUUGCAGUGCUCAUCUGCUCGUUCCCCCUUUGCAGUGCUCAUCUGCUCGUUCCCCCUUUGCAGUGCUCAUCUGCUCGUUCCCCCUUUGCAGUGCUCAUCUGCUCGUUCCCCCUUUGCAGUGCUCAUCUGCUCGUUCCCCCUUUGCAGUGCUCAUCUGCUCGUUCCCCCUUUGCAGUGCUCAUCUGCUCGUUCCCCCUUUGCAGUGCUCAUCUGCUCGUUCCCCCUUUGCAGUGCUCAUCUGCUCGUUCCCCCUUUGCAGUGCUCAUCUGCUCGUUCCCCCUUUGCAGUGCUCAUCUGCUCGUUCCCCCUUUGCAGUGCUCAUCUGCUCGUUCCCCCUUUGCAGUGCUCAUCUGCUCGUUCCCCCUUUGCAGUGCUCAUCUGCUCGUUCCCCCUUUGCAGUGCUCAUCUGCUCGUUCCCCCUUUGCAGUGCUCAUCUGCUCGUUCCCCCUUUGCAGUGCUCAUCUGCUCGUUCCCCCUUUGCAGUGCUCAUCUGCUCGUUCCCCCUUUGCAGUGCUCAUCUGCUCGUUCCCCCUUUGCAGUGCUCAUCUGCUCGUUCCCCCUUUGCAGUGCUCAUCUGCUCGUUCCCCCUUUGCAGUGCUCAUCUGCUCGUUCCCCCUUUGCAGUGCUCAUCUGCUCGUUCCCCCUUUGCAGUGCUCAUCUGCUCGUUCCCCCUUUGCAGUGCUCAUCUGCUCGUUCCCCCUUUGCAGUGCUCAUCUGCUCGUUCCCCCUUUGCAGUGCUCAUCUGCUCGUUCCCCCUUUGCAGUGCUCAUCUGCUCGUUCCCCCUUUGCAGUGCUCAUCUGCUCGUUCCCCCUUUGCAGUGCUCAUCUGCUCGUUCCCCCUUUGCAGUGCUCAUCUGCUCGUUCCCCCUUUGCAGUGCUCAUCUGCUCGUUCCCCCUUUGCAGUGCUCAUCUGCUCGUUCCCCCUUUGCAGUGCUCAUCUGCUCGUUCCCCCUUUGCAGUGCUCAUCUGCUCGUUCCCCCUUUGCAGUGCUCAUCUGCUCGUUCCCCCUUUGCAGUGCUCAUCUGCUCGUUCCCCCUUUGCAGUGCUCAUCUGCUCGUUCCCCCUUUGCAGUGCUCAUCUGCUCGUUCCCCCUUUGCAGUGCUCAUCUGCUCGUUCCCCCUUUGCAGUGCUCAUCUGCUCGUUCCCCCUUUGCAGUGCUCAUCUGCUCGUUCCCCCUUUGCAGUGCUCAUCUGCUCGUUCCCCCUUUGCAGUGCUCAUCUGCUCGUUCCCCCUUUGCAGUGCUCAUCUGCUCGUUCCCCCUUUGCAGUGCUCAUCUGCUCGUUCCCCCUUUGCAGUGCUCAUCUGCUCGUUCCCCCUUUGCAGUGCUCAUCUGCUCGUUCCCCCUUUGCAGUGCUCAUCUGCUCGUUCCCCCUUUGCAGUGCUCAUCUGCUCGUUCCCCCUUUGCAGUGCUCAUCUGCUCGUUCCCCCUUUGCAGUGCUCAUCUGCUCGUUCCCCCUUUGCAGUGCUCAUCUGCUCGUUCCCCCUUUGCAGUGCUCAUCUGCUCGUUCCCCCUUUGCAGUGCUCAUCUGCUCGUUCCCCCUUUGCAGUGCUCAUCUGCUCGUUCCCCCUUUGCAGUGCUCAUCUGCUCGUUCCCCCUUUGCAGUGCUCAUCUGCUCGUUCCCCCUUUGCAGUGCUCAUCUGCUCGUUCCCCCUUUGCAGUGCUCAUCUGCUCGUUCCCCCUUUGCAGUGCUCAUCUGCUCGUUCCCCCUUUGCAGUGCUCAUCUGCUCGUUCCCCCUUUGCAGUGCUCAUCUGCUCGUUCCCCCUUUGCAGUGCUCAUCUGCUCGUUCCCCCUUUGCAGUGCUCAUCUGCUCGUUCCCCCUUUGCAGUGCUCAUCUGCUCGUUCCCCCUUUGCAGUGCUCAUCUGCUCGUUCCCCCUUUGCAGUGCUCAUCUGCUCGUUCCCCCUUUGCAGUGCUCAUCUGCUCGUUCCCCCUUUGCAGUGCUCAUCUGCUCGUUCCCCCUUUGCAGUGCUCAUCUGCUCGUUCCCCCUUUGCAGUGCUCAUCUGCUCGUUCCCCCUUUGCAGUGCUCAUCUGCUCGUUCCCCCUUUGCAGUGCUCAUCUGCUCGUUCCCCCUUUGCAGUGCUCAUCUGCUCGUUCCCCCUUUGCAGUGCUCAUCUGCUCGUUCCCCCUUUGCAGUGCUCAUCUGCUCGUUCCCCCUUUGCAGUGCUCAUCUGCUCGUUCCCCCUUUGCAGUGCUCAUCUGCUCGUUCCCCCUUUGCAGUGCUCAUCUGCUCGUUCCCCCUUUGCAGUGCUCAUCUGCUCGUUCCCCCUUUGCAGUGCUCAUCUGCUCGUUCCCCCUUUGCAGUGCUCAUCUGCUCGUUCCCCCUUUGCAGUGCUCAUCUGCUCGUUCCCCCUUUGCAGUGCUCAUCUGCUCGUUCCCCCUUUGCAGUGCUCAUCUGCUCGUUCCCCCUUUGCAGUGCUCAUCUGCUCGUUCCCCCUUUGCAGUGCUCAUCUGCUCGUUCCCCCUUUGCAGUGCUCAUCUGCUCGUUCCCCCUUUGCAGUGCUCAUCUGCUCGUUCCCCCUUUGCAGUGCUCAUCUGCUCGUUCCCCCUUUGCAGUGCUCAUCUGCUCGUUCCCCCUUUGCAGUGCUCAUCUGCUCGUUCCCCCUUUGCAGUGCUCAUCUGCUCGUUCCCCCUUUGCAGUGCUCAUCUGCUCGUUCCCCCUUUGCAGUGCUCAUCUGCUCGUUCCCCCUUUGCAGUGCUCAUCUGCUCGUUCCCCCUUUGCAGUGCUCAUCUGCUCGUUCCCCCUUUGCAGUGCUCAUCUGCUCGUUCCCCCUUUGCAGUGCUCAUCUGCUCGUUCCCCCUUUGCAGUGCUCAUCUGCUCGUUCCCCCUUUGCAGUGCUCAUCUGCUCGUUCCCCCUUUGCAGUGCUCAUCUGCUCGUUCCCCCUUUGCAGUGCUCAUCUGCUCGUUCCCCCUUUGCAGUGCUCAUCUGCUCGUUCCCCCUUUGCAGUGCUCAUCUGCUCGUUCCCCCUUUGCAGUGCUCAUCUGCUCGUUCCCCCUUUGCAGUGCUCAUCUGCUCGUUCCCCCUUUGCAGUGCUCAUCUGCUCGUUCCCCCUUUGCAGUGCUCAUCUGCUCGUUCCCCCUUUGCAGUGCUCAUCUGCUCGUUCCCCCUUUGCAGUGCUCAUCUGCUCGUUCCCCCUUUGCAGUGCUCAUCUGCUCGUUCCCCCUUUGCAGUGCUCAUCUGCUCGUUCCCCCUUUGCAGUGCUCAUCUGCUCGUUCCCCCUUUGCAGUGCUCAUCUGCUCGUUCCCCCUUUGCAGUGCUCAUCUGCUCGUUCCCCCUUUGCAGUGCUCAUCUGCUCGUUCCCCCUUUGCAGUGCUCAUCUGCUCGUUCCCCCUUUGCAGUGCUCAUCUGCUCGUUCCCCCUUUGCAGUGCUCAUCUGCUCGUUCCCCCUUUGCAGUGCUCAUCUGCUCGUUCCCCCUUUGCAGUGCUCAUCUGCUCGUUCCCCCUUUGCAGUGCUCAUCUGCUCGUUCCCCCUUUGCAGUGCUCAUCUGCUCGUUCCCCCUUUGCAGUGCUCAUCUGCUCGUUCCCCCUUUGCAGUGCUCAUCUGCUCGUUCCCCCUUUGCAGUGCUCAUCUGCUCGUUCCCCCUUUGCAGUGCUCAUCUGCUCGUUCCCCCUUUGCAGUGCUCAUCUGCUCGUUCCCCCUUUGCAGUGCUCAUCUGCUCGUUCCCCCUUUGCAGUGCUCAUCUGCUCGUUCCCCCUUUGCAGUGCUCAUCUGCUCGUUCCCCCUUUGCAGUGCUCAUCUGCUCGUUCCCCCUUUGCAGUGCUCAUCUGCUCGUUCCCCCUUUGCAGUGCUCAUCUGCUCGUUCCCCCUUUGCAGUGCUCAUCUGCUCGUUCCCCCUUUGCAGUGCUCAUCUGCUCGUUCCCCCUUUGCAGUGCUCAUCUGCUCGUUCCCCCUUUGCAGUGCUCAUCUGCUCGUUCCCCCUUUGCAGUGCUCAUCUGCUCGUUCCCCCUUUGCAGUGCUCAUCUGCUCGUUCCCCCUUUGCAGUGCUCAUCUGCUCGUUCCCCCUUUGCAGUGCUCAUCUGCUCGUUCCCCCUUUGCAGUGCUCAUCUGCUCGUUCCCCCUUUGCAGUGCUCAUCUGCUCGUUCCCCCUUUGCAGUGCUCAUCUGCUCGUUCCCCCUUUGCAGUGCUCAUCUGCUCGUUCCCCCUUUGCAGUGCUCAUCUGCUCGUUCCCCCUUUGCAGUGCUCAUCUGCUCGUUCCCCCUUUGCAGUGCUCAUCUGCUCGUUCCCCCUUUGCAGUGCUCAUCUGCUCGUUCCCCCUUUGCAGUGCUCAUCUGCUCGUUCCCCCUUUGCAGUGCUCAUCUGCUCGUUCCCCCUUUGCAGUGCUCAUCUGCUCGUUCCCCCUUUGCAGUGCUCAUCUGCUCGUUCCCCCUUUGCAGUGCUCAUCUGCUCGUUCCCCCUUUGCAGUGCUCAUCUGCUCGUUCCCCCUUUGCAGUGCUCAUCUGCUCGUUCCCCCUUUGCAGUGCUCAUCUGCUCGUUCCCCCUUUGCAGUGCUCAUCUGCUCGUUCCCCCUUUGCAGUGCUCAUCUGCUCGUUCCCCCUUUGCAGUGCUCAUCUGCUCGUUCCCCCUUUGCAGUGCUCAUCUGCUCGUUCCCCCUUUGCAGUGCUCAUCUGCUCGUUCCCCCUUUGCAGUGCUCAUCUGCUCGUUCCCCCUUUGCAGUGCUCAUCUGCUCGUUCCCCCUUUGCAGUGCUCAUCUGCUCGUUCCCCCUUUGCAGUGCUCAUCUGCUCGUUCCCCCUUUGCAGUGCUCAUCUGCUCGUUCCCCCUUUGCAGUGCUCAUCUGCUCGUUCCCCCUUUGCAGUGCUCAUCUGCUCGUUCCCCCUUUGCAGUGCUCAUCUGCUCGUUCCCCCUUUGCAGUGCUCAUCUGCUCGUUCCCCCUUUGCAGUGCUCAUCUGCUCGUUCCCCCUUUGCAGUGCUCAUCUGCUCGUUCCCCCUUUGCAGUGCUCAUCUGCUCGUUCCCCCUUUGCAGUGCUCAUCUGCUCGUUCCCCCUUUGCAGUGCUCAUCUGCUCGUUCCCCCUUUGCAGUGCUCAUCUGCUCGUUCCCCCUUUGCAGUGCUCAUCUGCUCGUUCCCCCUUUGCAGUGCUCAUCUGCUCGUUCCCCCUUUGCAGUGCUCAUCUGCUCGUUCCCCCUUUGCAGUGCUCAUCUGCUCGUUCCCCCUUUGCAGUGCUCAUCUGCUCGUUCCCCCUUUGCAGUGCUCAUCUGCUCGUUCCCCCUUUGCAGUGCUCAUCUGCUCGUUCCCCCUUUGCAGUGCUCAUCUGCUCGUUCCCCCUUUGCAGUGCUCAUCUGCUCGUUCCCCCUUUGCAGUGCUCAUCUGCUCGUUCCCCCUUUGCAGUGCUCAUCUGCUCGUUCCCCCUUUGCAGUGCUCAUCUGCUCGUUCCCCCUUUGCAGUGCUCAUCUGCUCGUUCCCCCUUUGCAGUGCUCAUCUGCUCGUUCCCCCUUUGCAGUGCUCAUCUGCUCGUUCCCCCUUUGCAGUGCUCAUCUGCUCGUUCCCCCUUUGCAGUGCUCAUCUGCUCGUUCCCCCUUUGCAGUGCUCAUCUGCUCGUUCCCCCUUUGCAGUGCUCAUCUGCUCGUUCCCCCUUUGCAGUGCUCAUCUGCUCGUUCCCCCUUUGCAGUGCUCAUCUGCUCGUUCCCCCUUUGCAGUGCUCAUCUGCUCGUUCCCCCUUUGCAGUGCUCAUCUGCUCGUUCCCCCUUUGCAGUGCUCAUCUGCUCGUUCCCCCUUUGCAGUGCUCAUCUGCUCGUUCCCCCUUUGCAGUGCUCAUCUGCUCGUUCCCCCUUUGCAGUGCUCAUCUGCUCGUUCCCCCUUUGCAGUGCUCAUCUGCUCGUUCCCCCUUUGCAGUGCUCAUCUGCUCGUUCCCCCUUUGCAGUGCUCAUCUGCUCGUUCCCCCUUUGCAGUGCUCAUCUGCUCGUUCCCCCUUUGCAGUGCUCAUCUGCUCGUUCCCCCUUUGCAGUGCUCAUCUGCUCGUUCCCCCUUUGCAGUGCUCAUCUGCUCGUUCCCCCUUUGCAGUGCUCAUCUGCUCGUUCCCCCUUUGCAGUGCUCAUCUGCUCGUUCCCCCUUUGCAGUGCUCAUCUGCUCGUUCCCCCUUUGCAGUGCUCAUCUGCUCGUUCCCCCUUUGCAGUGCUCAUCUGCUCGUUCCCCCUUUGCAGUGCUCAUCUGCUCGUUCCCCCUUUGCAGUGCUCAUCUGCUCGUUCCCCCUUUGCAGUGCUCAUCUGCUCGUUCCCCCUUUGCAGUGCUCAUCUGCUCGUUCCCCCUUUGCAGUGCUCAUCUGCUCGUUCCCCCUUUGCAGUGCUCAUCUGCUCGUUCCCCCUUUGCAGUGCUCAUCUGCUCGUUCCCCCUUUGCAGUGCUCAUCUGCUCGUUCCCCCUUUGCAGUGCUCAUCUGCUCGUUCCCCCUUUGCAGUGCUCAUCUGCUCGUUCCCCCUUUGCAGUGCUCAUCUGCUCGUUCCCCCUUUGCAGUGCUCAUCUGCUCGUUCCCCCUUUGCAGUGCUCAUCUGCUCGUUCCCCCUUUGCAGUGCUCAUCUGCUCGUUCCCCCUUUGCAGUGCUCAUCUGCUCGUUCCCCCUUUGCAGUGCUCAUCUGCUCGUUCCCCCUUUGCAGUGCUCAUCUGCUCGUUCCCCCUUUGCAGUGCUCAUCUGCUCGUUCCCCCUUUGCAGUGCUCAUCUGCUCGUUCCCCCUUUGCAGUGCUCAUCUGCUCGUUCCCCCUUUGCAGUGCUCAUCUGCUCGUUCCCCCUUUGCAGUGCUCAUCUGCUCGUUCCCCCUUUGCAGUGCUCAUCUGCUCGUUCCCCCUUUGCAGUGCUCAUCUGCUCGUUCCCCCUUUGCAGUGCUCAUCUGCUCGUUCCCCCUUUGCAGUGCUCAUCUGCUCGUUCCCCCUUUGCAGUGCUCAUCUGCUCGUUCCCCCUUUGCAGUGCUCAUCUGCUCGUUCCCCCUUUGCAGUGCUCAUCUGCUCGUUCCCCCUUUGCAGUGCUCAUCUGCUCGUUCCCCCUUUGCAGUGCUCAUCUGCUCGUUCCCCCUUUGCAGUGCUCAUCUGCUCGUUCCCCCUUUGCAGUGCUCAUCUGCUCGUUCCCCCUUUGCAGUGCUCAUCUGCUCGUUCCCCCUUUGCAGUGCUCAUCUGCUCGUUCCCCCUUUGCAGUGCUCAUCUGCUCGUUCCCCCUUUGCAGUGCUCAUCUGCUCGUUCCCCCUUUGCAGUGCUCAUCUGCUCGUUCCCCCUUUGCAGUGCUCAUCUGCUCGUUCCCCCUUUGCAGUGCUCAUCUGCUCGUUCCCCCUUUGCAGUGCUCAUCUGCUCGUUCCCCCUUUGCAGUGCUCAUCUGCUCGUUCCCCCUUUGCAGUGCUCAUCUGCUCGUUCCCCCUUUGCAGUGCUCAUCUGCUCGUUCCCCCUUUGCAGUGCUCAUCUGCUCGUUCCCCCUUUGCAGUGCUCAUCUGCUCGUUCCCCCUUUGCAGUGCUCAUCUGCUCGUUCCCCCUUUGCAGUGCUCAUCUGCUCGUUCCCCCUUUGCAGUGCUCAUCUGCUCGUUCCCCCUUUGCAGUGCUCAUCUGCUCGUUCCCCCUUUGCAGUGCUCAUCUGCUCGUUCCCCCUUUGCAGUGCUCAUCUGCUCGUUCCCCCUUUGCAGUGCUCAUCUGCUCGUUCCCCCUUUGCAGUGCUCAUCUGCUCGUUCCCCCUUUGCAGUGCUCAUCUGCUCGUUCCCCCUUUGCAGUGCUCAUCUGCUCGUUCCCCCUUUGCAGUGCUCAUCUGCUCGUUCCCCCUUUGCAGUGCUCAUCUGCUCGUUCCCCCUUUGCAGUGCUCAUCUGCUCGUUCCCCCUUUGCAGUGCUCAUCUGCUCGUUCCCCCUUUGCAGUGCUCAUCUGCUCGUUCCCCCUUUGCAGUGCUCAUCUGCUCGUUCCCCCUUUGCAGUGCUCAUCUGCUCGUUCCCCCUUUGCAGUGCUCAUCUGCUCGUUCCCCCUUUGCAGUGCUCAUCUGCUCGUUCCCCCUUUGCAGUGCUCAUCUGCUCGUUCCCCCUUUGCAGUGCUCAUCUGCUCGUUCCCCCUUUGCAGUGCUCAUCUGCUCGUUCCCCCUUUGCAGUGCUCAUCUGCUCGUUCCCCCUUUGCAGUGCUCAUCUGCUCGUUCCCCCUUUGCAGUGCUCAUCUGCUCGUUCCCCCUUUGCAGUGCUCAUCUGCUCGUUCCCCCUUUGCAGUGCUCAUCUGCUCGUUCCCCCUUUGCAGUGCUCAUCUGCUCGUUCCCCCUUUGCAGUGCUCAUCUGCUCGUUCCCCCUUUGCAGUGCUCAUCUGCUCGUUCCCCCUUUGCAGUGCUCAUCUGCUCGUUCCCCCUUUGCAGUGCUCAUCUGCUCGUUCCCCCUUUGCAGUGCUCAUCUGCUCGUUCCCCCUUUGCAGUGCUCAUCUGCUCGUUCCCCCUUUGCAGUGCUCAUCUGCUCGUUCCCCCUUUGCAGUGCUCAUCUGCUCGUUCCCCCUUUGCAGUGCUCAUCUGCUCGUUCCCCCUUUGCAGUGCUCAUCUGCUCGUUCCCCCUUUGCAGUGCUCAUCUGCUCGUUCCCCCUUUGCAGUGCUCAUCUGCUCGUUCCCCCUUUGCAGUGCUCAUCUGCUCGUUCCCCCUUUGCAGUGCUCAUCUGCUCGUUCCCCCUUUGCAGUGCUCAUCUGCUCGUUCCCCCUUUGCAGUGCUCAUCUGCUCGUUCCCCCUUUGCAGUGCUCAUCUGCUCGUUCCCCCUUUGCAGUGCUCAUCUGCUCGUUCCCCCUUUGCAGUGCUCAUCUGCUCGUUCCCCCUUUGCAGUGCUCAUCUGCUCGUUCCCCCUUUGCAGUGCUCAUCUGCUCGUUCCCCCUUUGCAGUGCUCAUCUGCUCGUUCCCCCUUUGCAGUGCUCAUCUGCUCGUUCCCCCUUUGCAGUGCUCAUCUGCUCGUUCCCCCUUUGCAGUGCUCAUCUGCUCGUUCCCCCUUUGCAGUGCUCAUCUGCUCGUUCCCCCUUUGCAGUGCUCAUCUGCUCGUUCCCCCUUUGCAGUGCUCAUCUGCUCGUUCCCCCUUUGCAGUGCUCAUCUGCUCGUUCCCCCUUUGCAGUGCUCAUCUGCUCGUUCCCCCUUUGCAGUGCUCAUCUGCUCGUUCCCCCUUUGCAGUGCUCAUCUGCUCGUUCCCCCUUUGCAGUGCUCAUCUGCUCGUUCCCCCUUUGCAGUGCUCAUCUGCUCGUUCCCCCUUUGCAGUGCUCAUCUGCUCGUUCCCCCUUUGCAGUGCUCAUCUGCUCGUUCCCCCUUUGCAGUGCUCAUCUGCUCGUUCCCCCUUUGCAGUGCUCAUCUGCUCGUUCCCCCUUUGCAGUGCUCAUCUGCUCGUUCCCCCUUUGCAGUGCUCAUCUGCUCGUUCCCCCUUUGCAGUGCUCAUCUGCUCGUUCCCCCUUUGCAGUGCUCAUCUGCUCGUUCCCCCUUUGCAGUGCUCAUCUGCUCGUUCCCCCUUUGCAGUGCUCAUCUGCUCGUUCCCCCUUUGCAGUGCUCAUCUGCUCGUUCCCCCUUUGCAGUGCUCAUCUGCUCGUUCCCCCUUUGCAGUGCUCAUCUGCUCGUUCCCCCUUUGCAGUGCUCAUCUGCUCGUUCCCCCUUUGCAGUGCUCAUCUGCUCGUUCCCCCUUUGCAGUGCUCAUCUGCUCGUUCCCCCUUUGCAGUGCUCAUCUGCUCGUUCCCCCUUUGCAGUGCUCAUCUGCUCGUUCCCCCUUUGCAGUGCUCAUCUGCUCGUUCCCCCUUUGCAGUGCUCAUCUGCUCGUUCCCCCUUUGCAGUGCUCAUCUGCUCGUUCCCCCUUUGCAGUGCUCAUCUGCUCGUUCCCCCUUUGCAGUGCUCAUCUGCUCGUUCCCCCUUUGCAGUGCUCAUCUGCUCGUUCCCCCUUUGCAGUGCUCAUCUGCUCGUUCCCCCUUUGCAGUGCUCAUCUGCUCGUUCCCCCUUUGCAGUGCUCAUCUGCUCGUUCCCCCUUUGCAGUGCUCAUCUGCUCGUUCCCCCUUUGCAGUGCUCAUCUGCUCGUUCCCCCUUUGCAGUGCUCAUCUGCUCGUUCCCCCUUUGCAGUGCUCAUCUGCUCGUUCCCCCUUUGCAGUGCUCAUCUGCUCGUUCCCCCUUUGCAGUGCUCAUCUGCUCGUUCCCCCUUUGCAGUGCUCAUCUGCUCGUUCCCCCUUUGCAGUGCUCAUCUGCUCGUUCCCCCUUUGCAGUGCUCAUCUGCUCGUUCCCCCUUUGCAGUGCUCAUCUGCUCGUUCCCCCUUUGCAGUGCUCAUCUGCUCGUUCCCCCUUUGCAGUGCUCAUCUGCUCGUUCCCCCUUUGCAGUGCUCAUCUGCUCGUUCCCCCUUUGCAGUGCUCAUCUGCUCGUUCCCCCUUUGCAGUGCUCAUCUGCUCGUUCCCCCUUUGCAGUGCUCAUCUGCUCGUUCCCCCUUUGCAGUGCUCAUCUGCUCGUUCCCCCUUUGCAGUGCUCAUCUGCUCGUUCCCCCUUUGCAGUGCUCAUCUGCUCGUUCCCCCUUUGCAGUGCUCAUCUGCUCGUUCCCCCUUUGCAGUGCUCAUCUGCUCGUUCCCCCUUUGCAGUGCUCAUCUGCUCGUUCCCCCUUUGCAGUGCUCAUCUGCUCGUUCCCCCUUUGCAGUGCUCAUCUGCUCGUUCCCCCUUUGCAGUGCUCAUCUGCUCGUUCCCCCUUUGCAGUGCUCAUCUGCUCGUUCCCCCUUUGCAGUGCUCAUCUGCUCGUUCCCCCUUUGCAGUGCUCAUCUGCUCGUUCCCCCUUUGCAGUGCUCAUCUGCUCGUUCCCCCUUUGCAGUGCUCAUCUGCUCGUUCCCCCUUUGCAGUGCUCAUCUGCUCGUUCCCCCUUUGCAGUGCUCAUCUGCUCGUUCCCCCUUUGCAGUGCUCAUCUGCUCGUUCCCCCUUUGCAGUGCUCAUCUGCUCGUUCCCCCUUUGCAGUGCUCAUCUGCUCGUUCCCCCUUUGCAGUGCUCAUCUGCUCGUUCCCCCUUUGCAGUGCUCAUCUGCUCGUUCCCCCUUUGCAGUGCUCAUCUGCUCGUUCCCCCUUUGCAGUGCUCAUCUGCUCGUUCCCCCUUUGCAGUGCUCAUCUGCUCGUUCCCCCUUUGCAGUGCUCAUCUGCUCGUUCCCCCUUUGCAGUGCUCAUCUGCUCGUUCCCCCUUUGCAGUGCUCAUCUGCUCGUUCCCCCUUUGCAGUGCUCAUCUGCUCGUUCCCCCUUUGCAGUGCUCAUCUGCUCGUUCCCCCUUUGCAGUGCUCAUCUGCUCGUUCCCCCUUUGCAGUGCUCAUCUGCUCGUUCCCCCUUUGCAGUGCUCAUCUGCUCGUUCCCCCUUUGCAGUGCUCAUCUGCUCGUUCCCCCUUUGCAGUGCUCAUCUGCUCGUUCCCCCUUUGCAGUGCUCAUCUGCUCGUUCCCCCUUUGCAGUGCUCAUCUGCUCGUUCCCCCUUUGCAGUGCUCAUCUGCUCGUUCCCCCUUUGCAGUGCUCAUCUGCUCGUUCCCCCUUUGCAGUGCUCAUCUGCUCGUUCCCCCUUUGCAGUGCUCAUCUGCUCGUUCCCCCUUUGCAGUGCUCAUCUGCUCGUUCCCCCUUUGCAGUGCUCAUCUGCUCGUUCCCCCUUUGCAGUGCUCAUCUGCUCGUUCCCCCUUUGCAGUGCUCAUCUGCUCGUUCCCCCUUUGCAGUGCUCAUCUGCUCGUUCCCCCUUUGCAGUGCUCAUCUGCUCGUUCCCCCUUUGCAGUGCUCAUCUGCUCGUUCCCCCUUUGCAGUGCUCAUCUGCUCGUUCCCCCUUUGCAGUGCUCAUCUGCUCGUUCCCCCUUUGCAGUGCUCAUCUGCUCGUUCCCCCUUUGCAGUGCUCAUCUGCUCGUUCCCCCUUUGCAGUGCUCAUCUGCUCGUUCCCCCUUUGCAGUGCUCAUCUGCUCGUUCCCCCUUUGCAGUGCUCAUCUGCUCGUUCCCCCUUUGCAGUGCUCAUCUGCUCGUUCCCCCUUUGCAGUGCUCAUCUGCUCGUUCCCCCUUUGCAGUGCUCAUCUGCUCGUUCCCCCUUUGCAGUGCUCAUCUGCUCGUUCCCCCUUUGCAGUGCUCAUCUGCUCGUUCCCCCUUUGCAGUGCUCAUCUGCUCGUUCCCCCUUUGCAGUGCUCAUCUGCUCGUUCCCCCUUUGCAGUGCUCAUCUGCUCGUUCCCCCUUUGCAGUGCUCAUCUGCUCGUUCCCCCUUUGCAGUGCUCAUCUGCUCGUUCCCCCUUUGCAGUGCUCAUCUGCUCGUUCCCCCUUUGCAGUGCUCAUCUGCUCGUUCCCCCUUUGCAGUGCUCAUCUGCUCGUUCCCCCUUUGCAGUGCUCAUCUGCUCGUUCCCCCUUUGCAGUGCUCAUCUGCUCGUUCCCCCUUUGCAGUGCUCAUCUGCUCGUUCCCCCUUUGCAGUGCUCAUCUGCUCGUUCCCCCUUUGCAGUGCUCAUCUGCUCGUUCCCCCUUUGCAGUGCUCAUCUGCUCGUUCCCCCUUUGCAGUGCUCAUCUGCUCGUUCCCCCUUUGCAGUGCUCAUCUGCUCGUUCCCCCUUUGCAGUGCUCAUCUGCUCGUUCCCCCUUUGCAGUGCUCAUCUGCUCGUUCCCCCUUUGCAGUGCUCAUCUGCUCGUUCCCCCUUUGCAGUGCUCAUCUGCUCGUUCCCCCUUUGCAGUGCUCAUCUGCUCGUUCCCCCUUUGCAGUGCUCAUCUGCUCGUUCCCCCUUUGCAGUGCUCAUCUGCUCGUUCCCCCUUUGCAGUGCUCAUCUGCUCGUUCCCCCUUUGCAGUGCUCAUCUGCUCGUUCCCCCUUUGCAGUGCUCAUCUGCUCGUUCCCCCUUUGCAGUGCUCAUCUGCUCGUUCCCCCUUUGCAGUGCUCAUCUGCUCGUUCCCCCUUUGCAGUGCUCAUCUGCUCGUUCCCCCUUUGCAGUGCUCAUCUGCUCGUUCCCCCUUUGCAGUGCUCAUCUGCUCGUUCCCCCUUUGCAGUGCUCAUCUGCUCGUUCCCCCUUUGCAGUGCUCAUCUGCUCGUUCCCCCUUUGCAGUGCUCAUCUGCUCGUUCCCCCUUUGCAGUGCUCAUCUGCUCGUUCCCCCUUUGCAGUGCUCAUCUGCUCGUUCCCCCUUUGCAGUGCUCAUCUGCUCGUUCCCCCUUUGCAGUGCUCAUCUGCUCGUUCCCCCUUUGCAGUGCUCAUCUGCUCGUUCCCCCUUUGCAGUGCUCAUCUGCUCGUUCCCCCUUUGCAGUGCUCAUCUGCUCGUUCCCCCUUUGCAGUGCUCAUCUGCUCGUUCCCCCUUUGCAGUGCUCAUCUGCUCGUUCCCCCUUUGCAGUGCUCAUCUGCUCGUUCCCCCUUUGCAGUGCUCAUCUGCUCGUUCCCCCUUUGCAGUGCUCAUCUGCUCGUUCCCCCUUUGCAGUGCUCAUCUGCUCGUUCCCCCUUUGCAGUGCUCAUCUGCUCGUUCCCCCUUUGCAGUGCUCAUCUGCUCGUUCCCCCUUUGCAGUGCUCAUCUGCUCGUUCCCCCUUUGCAGUGCUCAUCUGCUCGUUCCCCCUUUGCAGUGCUCAUCUGCUCGUUCCCCCUUUGCAGUGCUCAUCUGCUCGUUCCCCCUUUGCAGUGCUCAUCUGCUCGUUCCCCCUUUGCAGUGCUCAUCUGCUCGUUCCCCCUUUGCAGUGCUCAUCUGCUCGUUCCCCCUUUGCAGUGCUCAUCUGCUCGUUCCCCCUUUGCAGUGCUCAUCUGCUCGUUCCCCCUUUGCAGUGCUCAUCUGCUCGUUCCCCCUUUGCAGUGCUCAUCUGCUCGUUCCCCCUUUGCAGUGCUCAUCUGCUCGUUCCCCCUUUGCAGUGCUCAUCUGCUCGUUCCCCCUUUGCAGUGCUCAUCUGCUCGUUCCCCCUUUGCAGUGCUCAUCUGCUCGUUCCCCCUUUGCAGUGCUCAUCUGCUCGUUCCCCCUUUGCAGUGCUCAUCUGCUCGUUCCCCCUUUGCAGUGCUCAUCUGCUCGUUCCCCCUUUGCAGUGCUCAUCUGCUCGUUCCCCCUUUGCAGUGCUCAUCUGCUCGUUCCCCCUUUGCAGUGCUCAUCUGCUCGUUCCCCCUUUGCAGUGCUCAUCUGCUCGUUCCCCCUUUGCAGUGCUCAUCUGCUCGUUCCCCCUUUGCAGUGCUCAUCUGCUCGUUCCCCCUUUGCAGUGCUCAUCUGCUCGUUCCCCCUUUGCAGUGCUCAUCUGCUCGUUCCCCCUUUGCAGUGCUCAUCUGCUCGUUCCCCCUUUGCAGUGCUCAUCUGCUCGUUCCCCCUUUGCAGUGCUCAUCUGCUCGUUCCCCCUUUGCAGUGCUCAUCUGCUCGUUCCCCCUUUGCAGUGCUCAUCUGCUCGUUCCCCCUUUGCAGUGCUCAUCUGCUCGUUCCCCCUUUGCAGUGCUCAUCUGCUCGUUCCCCCUUUGCAGUGCUCAUCUGCUCGUUCCCCCUUUGCAGUGCUCAUCUGCUCGUUCCCCCUUUGCAGUGCUCAUCUGCUCGUUCCCCCUUUGCAGUGCUCAUCUGCUCGUUCCCCCUUUGCAGUGCUCAUCUGCUCACUCUUGCAUCCCCCGUGCCGUGCGCACACCCUCUCUCCCUUCUCUCAUUCCUCCCUUCCUACAGGCCACCACAGCACAGGCCUUCCCCUUUGCAGUGCUGGCGUUCGGCACGACGCUGCACGGAGGAACGGCGGUGGGGCUGGUGAAUCAGACCAAGAAGGUGUUCGCCCAGGAGCGCGUUUACAACCAGCACUUUGCAUUCCUCUACACGCUGGGCUACACCGUGGUUGAGAUCCCCUACCUGCUGCUCACCUCCCUCGCGCUCGUGUCCGUGGCAGCGCCACUGGCAGGGCUGGCGGUGGGCAGUGCAGGGGCGUUCUUUGCGUUCGGCCUGACGCAGUUCCUCGCCGCCCUCUCCGUGACCUACUUUGGCUUCCUGCUCUCCGUGGUCCUCCCCCAGCCCAAGUACGCGGCAGUGGUGAUCUCAUUCCUCAUCACAGCAUGGGUGGCGACGUGCGGCUUCUUCCUGCCCUACGCCUUCACCAAAAACUUCUUUCUCGCUGUGUACUGGACCAACCCCAUCCAGUACGCUCUGAACGGCCUCACAGCAACAUCCUACUACUGCAACACCUCUGCACCGGAGUGCACCCUUCCGGGCUGCCCCGGCACAGCCUGCGACAGCUGCCCAUGCAAGUGGUACCUCAACCCCAUCAGCGGCCCCGAGUAUCUGUGGAACUUCCUCGUGGCCACCAAGUCGGCGCGCAGUGCCGUGCACUGGGACUGGCUCUUCCUGAUUUGCUUCUGUGUGUUUUGCCGCAUCACUGCAUUUGCCGCCCUGCGCUUCCUGCGCCACAACCACCGUGCAUGA
Messenger RNA from Closterium sp. Yama58-4, 33528 nucleotides. Lineage: Eukaryota; Viridiplantae; Streptophyta; Zygnematophyceae; Desmidiales; Closteriaceae. The record is from the annotation of a GenBank genome assembly.